UCCCGACCCGCUCCUCCUCCCGGCCCCUCCCGACCCGCCUCCCCCCGCGCACGGGCAGCAUGUCCGGCUCCAUACUCAGAGCGUCCAUCAGAGCCGUGAGUGCCAGGAGGCGGCUGAUUCCGACCAGAGCGGCGCUAACUCUGACCCCUAUGGCUGUUAAUAAAAUUAAGCAACUGCUUUGGGAAAAGCCUGAAUAUAUUGGGAUGACAAUUGGAGUCCGAACUAGAGGGUGCAAUGGUCUGUCUUAUACCUUGGAAUACACAAAGGAGAAAAGAGAUUCAGAUGAGGAAGUAAUCCAGGAUGGUGUUCGAAUAUUCAUUCAAAAGAAAGCACAGUUGACACUUCUUGGAACAGAAAUGGACUACGCUGAAAAUAAACUUGCAAGUGAAUUUGUCUUUCACAAUCCCAACAUCAAAGGAACGUGUGGCUGUGGAGAAAGUUUUCAUGUUUAACGAAAGCCAACAAUGUAUUGUGAACACUAUUGUGGGCAUUGUGUGGUGAAGCACUAAUAUUCCUUUUUAGACCAUUGAGUGUAGCUGAAUUUUUAUUUUGAUUUCCAAGAAGAAACCAAAAUCUCAUCCCUAUUGGUAUUUAGCUACUAACAAUGGAUCUUUCUCCUGACGGGGAAUUUUGCACGAGGUUGUGGUGUUAAAUCUAGUUUCUUUUUUCCUGUUCAAUUGUCAAACAGUGGAUAAUGCUAAGGUUAUGAAUUGUAAACUGGUGCAUUGAAUGAAUGAAUGUGACUGGAUAGGAUAAAUACAACCAUUUUGCAUCUGGAAAGUAUUCUUGCAUUUAAUAAUUUCAAAUACACACUUUGUCAAAGUCAGAUCUUUGGAACCAGAAUUAGUUUAUUAUUUGAGCUAUAUUGACGUUGGAUUCAAAAUUAUUUGCCAACUGGCACCACCUUGCCAUUUCAUUUUCAAGCUCCACAAAUCAGUCUUCUUUAAAGGGAGCUUUAUUUGGCAAUAAAGCCUAAAGAUUUUUUGAAGAUGUUGCUAUAAAAGUCUCGAGAUUGUUACGGGGAAUUAGGAGUUUUCUCUCCACUACCAACAACCAAAAAUGCAAUGAAGUUAAAACUGACACUGGAAUCCAAAUGUCGUAUCAAUGUACUAACUUGCCAGCACAACAAGCUACAUCACUACCAAAUUGCUCCAGGAAGGUGUCAGAAUUGUUCAGAACCUCUGUUUCCAGAUUAUUUUUUAUCAGGUAAAAAUGCACUUCAUGUAGUUGAUGCAAUAAAUCUAGCUGUUUGAUUAUUUAUACCUCAUGACCAAGAAGGUCCAUAAAUUCUGUUCUACUAGAGACCUUAAAUCUCUCCAAUAUAUAUCAAGAAUCUUGAUGCACAGCUUUUAACUAUUGUUUCGCUCCAGUGUAGCUGUUGCUAAUUUAAUUAUAUAGAUGUACUUUCACUAAUUACAUGUAUAAGGUGUAUUUUAAAUACUUGGAUAUUGAAUCACUUUGUACCUUUAUACGCACAAUAUAAUUUACAGACUCUGUAAAAUGUUGAUUCAGAUUUCCUUUUAUUACUUUAGUUCCCAAUUUGGAUUUUUAAUUUAAGUCUUCUAUUAAAAGCAUUGUGUGCAGUAUCUCAUUUAA
Amblyraja radiata (thorny skate) is the source of this 1596-nucleotide messenger RNA. Its product is annotated as iron-sulfur cluster assembly 1 homolog, mitochondrial. The coding region runs from base 60 to 452 and encodes 130 amino acids. NCBI's taxonomy places the organism in Eukaryota, Metazoa, Chordata, Chondrichthyes, Rajiformes, Rajidae. Gene Ontology annotation, cellular component: cytoplasm; mitochondrion. Gene Ontology annotation, molecular function: 2 iron, 2 sulfur cluster binding. Gene Ontology annotation, biological process: iron-sulfur cluster assembly. The record is from RefSeq and is a predicted model, not a curated record. The transcript is spliced from 5 exons.